Molecule: messenger RNA, 2189 nt
Organism: Pomacea canaliculata
Lineage: Eukaryota; Metazoa; Mollusca; Gastropoda; Architaenioglossa; Ampullariidae
Product: protein C12orf4 homolog
Cellular component (GO): cytoplasm
Source: RefSeq, a predicted model, not a curated record
AACUAGAGGCAGCAGCAGAAGUGUACACACAAACAUAAAUUGUCCAGAACUACGUUUAGGGUUUGGGCCUUUGUGGCACGAUACUAAAUCUAAGAGUAGUCUCUCCUAGAACACGCCCGCACUUCCGCGAAGCAUCGAUGAGGCAGAACAAACAGCAAAGAUGCCGAAGAGUGUGGAAAAGGACUUUGUGUUUAACUUCAGCAGCAGAGGCCUCUCCUCGCGGCUGACAGUUCCUGUUACAAUUCCACUGAGGUCCUCGGCGGCAGAGUUUGUUGGUCGUUUGAAAACAAUGCACAACUUGCCAUGCAAUAUACUUGAUGAGCUGGAAGCUAAGUUGAGUGAAUUUGUACUGAAGGAAACAUGCAAGUUUUAUGAUCAGAAUGGAGAGGAAUGCACAAGGCUGAAAACAGGAAAAAGUGAUGUCAAGAUUUUGACUGACCGUUGGAUCAAAGCUUACACUCGGGAGGUGAAAGAUUUUGCUUCUGUUGAAAAGAAGGAUGCUGAACAUGCAUUUCCCAAAGUUUACCACACUCUCAUCCACUCACCGGCACUUGAGACACUGCUUAAUCUUGAACAUAUAUAUGCUUUGUCUAUGGAGAAUUUAACUCAGCAGAGAGAUAGAGAUCUUCGGCGUCUGGAAGAGAAACAUCAGCUAGAGAUGGAGGAGGCUUUGCAGCAUGUUGGGGAAAAUUUCAAAGAUGAUGACAUCAAUGUCUUGGCCCAGAGACACUUUGACAAUAUGCAGAUGGUUGAGGCUAAGUGGGCAAAAGAGCUAUCAGAACUACGUGAGGAACAGAAAAGAGAGUAUCAUGACUGGGUGCACAGAGUGUACGAGGACACCCAGACUGCCAGCACCCCUCCUUAUGUUAACCGCAUGCGUAAUGUGACAACUGCCCUCCCGGCUGCAGAAGAUGAAGAAAGACAAGUUCAGUUGUCACGUUUAGAGGAAAGUUUUACCAUACACCUAGGUGCACAAAUGAAAACAACCCACAACUUGCGAUUGCUGUGUACCCAUGUAAUGGACUUAUGCCGUCAUAAACCACACACUGUUGGGGGUAUUGUUGUACCACAGCCACAGAGGCUACAAACAGCCAUGUCCCUCUACUCAAAUUCUUUGUGUGGUCUUAUACUCCUGGUGGACAACAGGCUUAACUCCUACACGGGCAUUAAGCGAGAAUUUGCAGCAGUCUGCGAGCAGUCAACAGAUUUCCAUUUCCCAGACUUGGCGCAGCAGCUGUCAGCAGUCGAGACAGCUCUAACACAGGCCAGUACUGUGCGAGCAUCACGACAACAGCAGCAGCAACAAGAGACUGACAGUUCUAGUGUGCACAGCAGUGGCAGCAACAGCAGUGGGUCUUCAGAAAAUCAGGAUAAGUCAAUGGGUGCAAGACUGCACACUGGUGAUUUCUACCUCACAAAACAUUCCAAUUUGUCAGAAGUACAUGUGGUUUUUCACCUGGUAGUGGAUGAAAAUGUACGGACAGGCGACAUCACCUCACGCCACCCAGCCAUUCUAAGCAUCCGCAACAUCAUUCGACUGUGUUUUCGUUAUGACAUCCAAACACUGACUAUACCACUCUUGCUGACACACGAGAUGACAGAGGAAAUGACCAUCCCAUGGUGCUUGAAGAGGGCUGAACUGUUGUUUAAGUGCGUGAAAGGAUUUAUGAUUGAGAUGGCCACCUACAGUAGCCUGGUCUCUCGCACAAUCCAGUUUCUAGUCCCAAGGGGGAUGUCAGAAGAAAUGUUUGCCCAGAUCAGCAACAUGUUACCAGGCAUAUUUCGCCUAUCUAAUCCGCUGGUUGUGAAAUCAACAUAAUGUUGAACCCAGAAUCCACCCACCCAUGCGAUUCCACUAUUCUAUUCUACCAAGACAUAAGCAAGUGUAUGCAUUUGAGGUGUUCAGCAUUUUAUCAUGCCUGCUGUUUUCCUCACAUGGAUGGAUGUACAAGUCAAAUGGAUGUGUUGUGCAAGUGCAAAUAUAUUGAAAUUUUUUUUUUUUUUUUGACCAAGAGUUCCCUGGAGACUUGUGGCUAUAGAAUUUACGUGCCUAUGAAACGAGUUAUCACAAACACUGUCAAAUCUUCUUCAUGUUAUAGUUUCAACUCAUUUUCACAGGGUCAGGUCUUGUCAACACUGUUUCUGUUUAAACCAUUUUUUUCAAUAAAUUGUCUUGCAUUGUUUCGAUA